This is a messenger RNA of Bombyx mandarina (wild silkworm), 4217 nucleotides long. RefSeq names its product enhanced level of genomic instability 1 (gene elg1). Gene Ontology annotation, molecular function: ATP binding; DNA binding; ATP hydrolysis activity. NCBI's taxonomy places the organism in Eukaryota, Metazoa, Arthropoda, Insecta, Lepidoptera, Bombycidae. Gene Ontology annotation, cellular component: nucleus. The record is from RefSeq and is a predicted model, not a curated record.
AUUGAAGGAAAUGCCGCCAAUUUGAUGAAUUUGAUUAGAUACGUCAACAUAAAAAUUUUUGUAUGAGUUGUUAUUAAAGCUACAUAUUACAAGUAGGUACUCUAUUAAUUUAGGAGAGUACACAAAUUCAAUAAAUCCAUUCAUGUAUCUACCGUAAUUAGUUAUAAAUUUUGCCUAAGACGUUCAUGUGGAUACAGAAUUGUAAUUUACAAUUGUGCUUUUCAUCAUUACCUACCAAAUUUUCACCUUUUCCAUAAUGGUACCGCAAGAUUUUAAUGGAUUGACAAACUUUACUUCGCUUAUCAGGAUACCCGUGUCUUAUUUGAGGUGAGGGAUGACAAGUUUUUGUGAAUUAACAUCAGCUGUUAUAGAAGAAUCUAUAAAAUCAAAGUUUAGCAAAAAAAUACACAAAAAUCAUCAUAGCUUUGCUUUCGUAGCUAAACAUAUUGCACAUAAGCAUAAAUGCAGCAAAGCACUUAAAAGAAAGUUAAAAAAAUAUAAAUUGAGACAUGAUGGGCAGGAAGAUCAAGAUGUAUUAGAUGUAUCAGAAACACUUAUCUCAUCUUUAACUAUAAAAUCUCCAGGAAAAACCGAUUCUGAAGAUUCAUUAUCAAAUGAAAAUAACUUAAAACCAAUAAACUAUUUGUUUAAAAUGGUUAGAAAAAGGAAAACUCAAAUGCCUAUUCAAAAUUAUAAUAGUGAAUUUAAAGAAAAUCCUGAAGAAAUCACAAAUUUCAACAAAGGUACAGUUGAUACUGAUAUUUCUAACUCAACAUCAAGUAAAACUCUGGAGAAGAAACAUACAAAUGCCUUUAAAUUACUUAUGGAUUCAAGAAAUAAAAGUAUUGGUUCAAAUUCACCUGGCAAAGAUAAACCAGAUGAAGAAUCAGCAGACUUAAGUGAUAAAAAGAGUACAAAAGCUAAGAGAAUGCUUAUGUUACAAAAGAUGGCUGAAACUAAAGGUUCAUUGAAAAAAAAAGAAGUUGAAGAAUUCCAUGAAAAAUGUAUCAAGAGAAAACUAGAAGAAAGAGCUCAAAACUUCAAAAGUAUGCUCUUAAAUCAAGAAAGUAAAUUAAGAACAAACAAGGAAUACAAUCAAGAGGCUGAUGAUACUACUGAUAAACUUAAUGAGAUUUCAAGUGGAAGAAAUGACAGAGCAUUGCAGUUAAUAAACAUCUUCGAAGAACCAGAAAUUGAGGCUAAUAUAAGUAAGAAAAAUAAAAACCCACUGAGCAAAGAAGAUGAAGAGUUUUUGAAGAAAUUAUCACCUUCAAUCAAAAAGAAAGAAAAUAUGUUAUGUUACUUUAAGAAAGUUGAAAAAGAAUCUAUUUCCCCUAUUGAAUCUGAAACUGAAAAUACUGUUAUCAAAGUUAAAUUGGCCACUAGAUCUAAGAAGAAAAGUAAAAAGAAAAAGAACGACUUGAAAAGCAUUGCAAAAUGUGAUAAUAUAAAUGAUUCAGAAAUAAAUCAGGAAACUUCAAUAGUAAAUUGUCUAGAAUCGUCAACUGAUCAGCAUUUUGUAGAAAAAGGUAGAAAAUUUAUUAAUAAAUCUAAACGUAAACGUAAUUAUGUAGAAUUUAAGAAAGCAAAACAAGAUUGUGAAAAAAGUCACAUAGCUGCAUGUAAUGAAGAGAGACCGAAGCGAAACGUAAAGAAACCAAUCAAGUAUAUAGAUAAUGUUUUUCCAUCAAGUUCAGAUGAAGAAUUACAUAUAUUUACACCAAAAAAGAAAAAACCCUCUGAACCUAUUCUGCAGUCAGAUAGUCCAAAGAAACAUAAAGCAGUUGACAAAUUAAAUUCAGUGCAGAAAAUGAGAUCAAAGGUUACACAAAAAGAAAGGAAACUGGGACUGAAAAAAGAUGUUAAAUUAGCACCAAUUUUUAACCCAAAGCACCCAUUUAAUUCUGUUGAAAAUGAAGCAAAACAGAAAUUUCUUCAAAGUGGUGUACCAGAACAAAUAAAAAAAAUGAUUUCUCAGCAAAAAUCAAAGGAUGUCUUUGUCGAUUAUUUUCCAGUAGUUGUGCAUGUUCAGCAAAGAAAUAGAGCAGAAGUAACACAUGUAAAAGAUCUACCAAAAUCAGUUGAUCCUUUUGACAGUUCUGACAUCGACAAUUUGAUUCCAAUCAAUGGAUCAUUUAGAGAAAUAAUUAAUAACCGUUAUCAUUUCUAUAAAGCAAAAGAAGCACCAAUAGUAAAUAAAAGUAUUAAAGAGUUACUUCAACAUAUGAAAACUUUAAAACCAAAUUUUCCUGUUUACAGAACAUAUAGACUGCUAAGAGAUAAAAAAAAGGGAGAACUGAAAGAUAAUAGUUUUUUAAAUCUCGAUAAUAGUAUAGAAGUAUUAAAUGGUUUAAUAGAAAUAAGUAAUGAUAAUCCAGAUCAGCUAUCUUGGAUUGAUAAAUAUAGGGCAACAUCAACUAAUCAAAUAAUUGGCAAUUACGAAACAAUCAAGGAAUUGAAAAAGUGGUUAAUUUCAUGGAAUGAAAAUCAGUUACAAUCAAAACAACGAUUAGAUUCCGAUUGUGAUUCAUCUGACUUUUACAAUUCAGAUACAGAUAGUAGGGACACUAUUAAAAAUGGAAAUAAUCUUGUAAUUCUCACUGGGCCGGUUGGUAGUGGAAAAACUUCCAGUGUUUAUGCAGUUGCAGCAGAACUAGCUAUCAAAGUGAUUGAGGUGAAUGCAAGUACCAAAAGAAAUGGAAAAAUUAUUUUGCAAGAUUUACGUGAAGCAACAAAGUCACACAAAGUAAAUAGAACAGCAAAUAGUUUUGAAAACUCUCAAAAAUCACAAGAAAUUGUUAUUCUAGAUGUACCCAAAAAACGCGGUAGAACAAAGAAAACGGUUGAGAAAAAUGAUAAAACUGAAAAACAUUCAGAUAAAAAACAUUCUAUAAAUUUUUCACAAAAUAGUCAAGAAGUCAUGAGAACAGAUUCAUCUCUUAUUUUGAUUGAUGAUGCUGAUAUCGUUUUUGAACAAGAUGAUGGAUUUUGUUCAGCUAUUGUCCAAAUAGUACAAAGUUCAAAAAGGCCUGUUAUUUUAGUGACUUCUUCAUUUUCAUGUCCACAUCUACAAAGAUUUUUGCUGAGUGGGAAAAUUUUAAAAUUCAACCAACUUAUGCCUAGAUUGCUUGGUCCCUGGCUGGAUGUGAUGUGUCUCGUUGAAAAUGGUUCUUGCUAUCCUGGAACUGGUGCCAGAUUUUUAGAUUACUUCAAAGGAGACAUAAGAAAAACAAUAAACUGUUUACAGUUUUAUACAUCACCAGUGAAAAUUGUUGCUAAUGAUGUUCCUCAAAUUGACUUUAAGUCUCAGCACGAUGAUGAGAAGUCUAGCAUGUCAUGGGCUGAUCGUGAUGAAAUGGAAGAAAUGAAUAUAGAGUCAAGUAUUACAUCUGAAAAUACUACAUAUUUGUGGCAUCAGUUCCAGCACACUCAUUUAGUAAGUGAUGAAAAUAUCCUAAAUAUUUGGUGGAAUCUACCCCAACUACUUAACAUAAAUAAUGAUAGCAAUAUUAUAGAAAACACAGCAAAAAGACAUUCUAAUGGUGACCUACAAUCAUUGGCUGCUACAAUAGACACCAUUUCAUUAGCAGACUAUUUUUGUCCCAGAAACAAUCACAAUACUGAUGUCGUUUCUAAGCUUUGGUACUCAAAAGAGAGUCCCACAGUCUUAGAACAAGAAAAUUUCGACGAAUAUAGAAAUAGUGAUCAAAGCAGCAUAGAAAUAUCACAGGCAUUAACAAGCAUUUCAUUGAUAAAUGCACAAAAACGAUUCAAGGUAGACAGUAGCUAUGAAAUAUAUUUCCCUGGGAUUAUAACACAGAGAGUACGGGACGCUGUUUUAUCACGCCAUAACAACUUGACAGCCUGCUUAAACCCGUCAGUUGUUCUUGACAGAAAAUCUUUGGCCCUAGAUUAUUGGCCUUCCUGCCGAAGUAUAUGUUCCAUUGAAAAGACUAAGUCGGACAGUAAUUCUAAAAGAAAAAAUCGUUUCUGUCAUUAUCUCAAAUCUGUGAAUGUACAAUGUAGAAGUGAAUGUUUUGAUAAUUUGAGUGAUAGCUUGAAUAUUAACAAUAAACGUAAUUUUUCCUUUAAGUAACUGUUUAAACUAUUAUGUUGUGAAGUUAGAUUUAUGAAUUAAAAGAGUUAUUUAUAUUAAAAAAUGUACUUAUUCCUGAAUUUAAAUAAAGUAUGUAUUGAAUGACUAGAUGCCUGACAAA